AUGCUGGAACGCAAUUGCCUUAAUUUUUGCUCAUAUAUCACUAAAUCUGUCGAGGGUCGGAGCAAAAAGCAAUAUUUCCGACCCAUGACUCUCAAAAUUCUUAGACCAUCUUCUAAAGCUCAAAUUUAUCAACUCUGGAAAUUUCCAUACUUCAAGUACAAUAGAAAAGAUGAAUCUUUUAAAUAG
This is a messenger RNA of Saccharomycopsis crataegensis, 186 nucleotides long. RefSeq lists its product as uncharacterized. Lineage: Eukaryota; Fungi; Ascomycota; Saccharomycetes; Ascoideales; Saccharomycopsidaceae. The coding region runs from base 1 to 186 and encodes 61 amino acids. The record is from RefSeq and is a predicted model, not a curated record. The transcript is spliced from 2 exons.